This is a messenger RNA of Patiria miniata (bat star), 7243 nucleotides long. Its product is annotated as protein neuralized-like. The transcript has 4 exons. The record is from RefSeq and is a predicted model, not a curated record. Lineage: Eukaryota; Metazoa; Echinodermata; Asteroidea; Valvatida; Asterinidae. Bases 114 to 1919 code for a protein of 601 amino acids. Gene Ontology annotation, molecular function: ubiquitin protein ligase activity.
CAAAACCCACUGCGCGCAAGUCACUAGUAAGACGGUUGGUCUGCAAGAUGGUUAAUUUAAGGGAUAAUUUCAACGAAUUUUGGCGCAAAAAAGACCGAUUUUAGCUAAGCAGAAUGGGUCAGAGUACCUCGUCAGUUUCGAAUUCCAACAAUAUCAACAGAGGUCAGACCUCCACUUCAGGUGCUGGCUACCAGCCUUCCAAUAGGUCUCGACCAGCUGGAACAACGACAGAGCGCCGGCGAACAUGUUCAGGAGCAGGAUCCUCAUCAAGCGGCUACAGGCCAAAGCCCAGUCGGAGUCACGGGCCACCGCCAGCAACCAGAGUCAGCUGGCCUCAUCAUGCCAUCCAACCCCUGGAUUCACGCUUGCAGCCAGCCAACAACCGGCACAGCCCCAGUGACUUUCAUUUCCACCUGAUCCACGGCAGGAAUAUUGUGCUGUCUGCGGAUUCAAAGACGGCAUCCCGCAUGGGCAGCUUCUGCAACGCACUCGUCUUCACCCACAGGGCGAUACACGUGGGUGAGAUCCUCCACUUCGAACUGAUACAGAACACGGCAGGCUGGAGCGGGGUGUUGCGCUUUGGUUACACAUCACAGGACCCUAUGACGUUACGCGCCAAUGGAAUCCCCAAAUACGCGUGUCCAGACCUUACCGCGAGGACUGGGAACUGGGCCAAGGCUGUGAGGGAAAACUGUGCUAAGCACAGCAAUGUACUUAACUUUGUGCUAAGCGAGGAUGGGACGGUGUACUUCAGUGUCAACCAGGAGCCUUUUAUGGAGUUUUUCAAUGGGGUGGACAAUACUAGGCCUGUCUGGGGGGUCAUUGAUGUCUACGGCAAUACAACGGGAGUCCGAAUUGUUGAUACGUUCCCAACUUCCAAUAGGAUAUCGAGUCGAGGUGCCUCAGUGAGUUCUAGCUUCCAGGAUUCCUUGCGGCUCGUCUCAGAUCUCCUUCCAGGUAGCAGCCGGGCGUCUCCCGCGGCAAGCAGCAGUGGUGCUCGCUCUAAUGCCCCAAAGCCAGGGUCGCUGCCGCUGCACACUGUUCACGGCUUCAACAUUAUACUAACAGAGGGGAAUGCAGUCGCUGACAGGAAGGCAUCUAGUGUCAGUGGUGGGAUCACCUUCACGAGUCGCCCCGUCGAGUGUGACGAGCGGGUCCUGAUCAAGGUCCUAGUCGUCAGUCACUGCUACAUUGGACACAUGGGUGUUGGAUUGACAUCGUGCGACCCGGCUUCCCUGGACUUAGACAUGCUACCCCAGGAGGCAGAAGACAUUUGUGAUCGCAAGGAAUACUGGGUCAUGUCCCGCGAUUAUGACACCUUAGAGGAAGGGGCCUGUCUAGGUUUCACUCUGGGCAGGGACGGCCGAUUCCACAUGGCUGGACCUGAGGGUGUCAACGAUAAGGUCCUGAUGCAUGUUGAUACUUCCACUCCGCUGUGGAUGUUCUUUGACUUGUACGGGACGACACAGACUGUUAAAGUAUUAGGUGCACUGAAGAACAUGCCGCCGCCACCACCCCCACCCCCGCUGCCCAUUCCUGAUGGGGAGGUCAACGACAUCAAUCUCAAUAUAUUUGACGAGGCCCAGGGUGCAAUAGCCGCAACCAAUGCAGCGGCCGCCGAAACGCAGCCAGUCCCCACACCCCCUCCACGAAUCAGCUCAGCCUCUGGGGGUAAAAACGCGGCGUCCUCAGCCAACCCGAAACCUCGGCGGGUGCCUCCCCCUCGCCCCUCCAAACCCCCUCUGCGACAGGACAACGAGUGCACGGUGUGCUUUGAGAACCCCCCAGAUGCAGUCUUCUACCGCUGUGGCCAUGUCUGCUGCUGCAUGGACUGCGGCUCUAAGCUGAAGGAGAGGGGGGACCCCUGCCCUCUGUGCCGAGCCCCGAUCAAGGACCUCAUCAAAUUCUACAAGAUGUAGGUGGGUGUGGAUCAUAUAUCUCCUGAUAAUGUACAUGCACCAACAGGUGAAAGCUAAAUGGACUCUGUGCACAAGUACUCGUUAAAACUGAUAGAGCAGAACAUACACUUGAAUGCCACUGCCUGAUGCCCAGGCUAAAUGAAAUGGGUUUUUGGAAAUUGCGAUAAAAAUAAGGUGUAGUUAAUGCAUACUCUGCAACAUGUGCACGUUGAUGAGUAAUCAUAUCUCCGUGUAUUGUUCAUGCACAGAGUCCAUGCUAGGCCUGGGCGAGUAGUGGAUUUUUAUACUCGAGUACUCACGGAGAAAUUACUUGCGAGUAGUCGAGUACUGGCAAGUAGUUAAGCAAAUAGCAUGCAAGUCACUCCACAUUCUUCAGCAUUGUGAUAUCCUUACUCUGGACACUUUUGGUAAUUUACUUCAAAUUUUUUUUGGGACGAAUGGAAAUCUAGCAAGAGAGAAGUGAAGGGAGUGAUUCCCUGGUUGCAGGGGACGUAUUAGGCCGUGAACCCUAAACCCUAAAUUGCUACUCGCGAGUACCUGCUUCUACUCGCCGACAUGACGAGUCCUCGAGUACAUGAAAAAGCACGAGUAGAAUGAGUAGCAUAAACUACUCGCGAGUACCUGCUUCUACUCACGCCUGGAUGAGUACUCGAGUACAUGAAAAACCAUGAGUAGAAUGAACUACUCGCGAGUACUUGAGUAAUCAAGUUACUCGCCCAGCAGUAGUCCAUACAAUGUAUACAAAUGUUGGCAUAAUUUGAUUUUGUACACCGGUUAACAUCCAUGCACCCUGAUGCACUGUUAGUGCCCACAAGGGGUUCUAUUUAGAGAGUAGGUACUUUAAUAGCGCCCUCUUGUGGUCUCUCACAAUCUCGAACCGGGCAUAUUGAUGUGCACUAUUGACUGAAUAAUGCAGUCAACAUGUAAAUCAGGCAGAAGUUCUUUUGGGUCCUGGCAAAUGUUUGUUACGAAUAGGCUCUAGAACCUCGCCUCAUGGGCCGCCCACCAAAAAAUGGCAAAUUGUGUAACGGGGUUCAUGAAUUUUCAUAAUUGUCAUAAUUUUACCACACAGGACUGACAAAUUGUCUAGACGGAUUAGUGUCUUCUUCUUUUUUUUUACGUGCAAUGGCCGUCUGAUGGGGGUCCGAUCAGCCCCACAGAUAACAGGUUUUUCCUGUGUUUGUGAUAACAAGUAAUACAUGUUUUCUUAAAAUAAAGAAUUUCUUAUGUGUCGACAGAUAUGUACUUAAAAAGUGAACAAGUUAAAUGUUAGCCCUCCAUUUCUGAAAUAUGCAUUAGUUGUAUCCAUCUACAAUAGAUAUGCAAGUGGUACACUUAGGUUGUAGUCAUUCUUGAAAACUUAAUGAAUAUCAAUUCCAUUUUAUCGUGUAAGUGAUUUUUGAUACAUGUAGAAAAAGGAUUAGUGUGACAUGGAUGCAUUACUUAUUAUGACCAUAAGCAAUAUUUGUGUGAACAAAAUGAACAAAUGUUGACACUGCAACAUACAUGUGCAAAGUGCAAACACAAAAUCUAAUUGGACAUUUCAGUGGACAAAUUAUCUGUAUCUGUAUCAGUCGAGUCUGUGAACACUCCUCGAUAGGAUACUUUGUACUCAGAAUUGCUUAGGCUCAUUAUGUCUCAUGUUAAAAUGUUUGGCUACAUGUACAUGUACGUACAUGUACAGUGUAUGUGUACAUGUAUGCAUGUCAUGCAAAUGAUUGUAACUAUGAAAUGAAAUAUCAUUUGCGUGUUGAAAUAUCGUCUGCUACGAGUGGUGAAGUAACACUAGCCAGGAGUAGCCGCCAAAGGUAGUCCUUACUUUGAGCGAACCCCCCCCCCCAAAAAAAAACCCCAUAACAUUAAACAAAACUAACACCAUCCCCCCCCCCCCCCAAAAAAAAAUACAUAAAAAAACAACUUUCCAAUUAAAAUUAGCUUGCAUUCGUUCACGGAUACAAUCGAUUGUAAACAAAAUGCGGGCUAACUAAAUUUGGCAAAUUGGGGGCAGUACUUGAAAAAAAGUCAGGUUUUUUCGCCAAGGACCAUCAUUUGAAAUUGAUACAAAAAUCCACUUGUCUUGAAAAUGACAGCACACCAGGUGCCAUGAUUUCUCAGGAUGCUGAAGACUGUUAUUCACAAGUAAGGUAUUUCAUAUAUGGACUUUGGAAAGUUAUCGAAAUUUAACUUGCUCUUUGGAACACUUGAUGAAUCUGCACCUGUAGUUGUAGGCCUAAACUUUGUACAUUCCUUCACCAUGUGCGUUCACUGUGCUGUACUGUGGAUGUAGGUUGUGAUAUUCAGUCAAACCCUCAUAAAAAGAGCACUGUUAAUACAAAAUCCUGCUGAUGACAAGGAAAAUUGUAGGUCCCAAGUCUUUGUCUUUCUUUGUUUUCCAUUACUGAUAAUGCAAGGUACAUCUAUACCUGUAAUAACAAGGUAAUUUGUAAAGUCCCAAGGACCUUGUUAUAAAGGUGCUUGACUAUACAUUACAGAAUAGGGCUAAUUGAUGUCUAUAAGUCUUUAUUGGGAGCGUGGCAAAUGACCAGAAACAGUGCCAAAAAGCUCCAUCUUAGACCUACAUGUACAGUAGGUUCCAACGUUAGAACGUGGUUGGGUAAGCAUGCUAAGAUAUGCUGAUUGGUAAGCUCUGUAUCAUGUACAAUUCAAUUUUCUGCAUGUUGUAUCAGUUGCUAAUGCGGUAUUCUUCACAGGCCCCCCCCCCCCCCCCCCGCAUUUUUAUUAACAGCUUAAUGUCAUCACGUUAUGUGAGUGAUCACAUUCCUGUGCGUGGGUGUGAUUGUUUCCGUACGUUCCUUUGAGAAAAUCCUUUGUUAUCCUGCUCUGCUAAAUUGAUGUAGUCUAGUACCCUAGACACCAUUCAGAAACAAACACUGACGUGCAGUAGAGGGUAAAGACAUCAGACCAUUCUAUGCUAUUGAAUGACAUACAUGUAUGUGUGUAUGAUAAUCAAAUUUUGUUUUGCAUAAUCCUUGAUUAUGCAAAUAAUCCAGCACUUGGGCAAGUACAACGACAUUGUAGUGUACUUCUUGUUCUUGACACCAUGGGAUGUGUUGGAUAUUGAGGCAUCAAAACAUAUUUUCCCUCUUUUUUUUCUUUCUUUUUUUCUUACUUGAUGACAAUCAACAAUGUCAUGUAUAAAUGGAUGUCCAUCAUGUUCAAAGGAUACUGUAUGAGGAUCUUAGAAGUAAAUAUUACAUGUCAUAACAAUGUCAAGUGAGCCACGUUUAAUCUUUAGCAUGACGCAGAAAUUGAAAUAGUCUUUUGAAUGUGCAUUAUGAAUAUACAGACUUUAAGAGAAGAUUUUUUAAAUUAUGUGCUUAGACUUGUUAUAUAUAUUUGCAGUUCAAUGUAUGUAAAUGUAUGUGGAAAUAGCACACACUGCUAGAGAAAUAGCUUAGACUUAGGCCUAUAUCAUGAUAAGUGAUAGUGACAUUUUGCUGCUGUUUGACAUGUUUGAAGUUUUGUUAUUUUCUUCACAAAAUUCUUAUUUUGCAGUCAGUACAUUUGUGAAUCAGUGUGUAAAAUCACUAUCCUGUGUUGGAACAAAAUGUAAAGAACAUUGUGUUGAAUGGGCCAUAACAUGAUUUUUUUCAUAGGAGCACAUUUUGUGCAACUUUCUAAUACUUUUACAUGUAUGCAAACUAUUUGAAAUCCUUUAGCCUAUUGGUUAGUUUUAUUGAAAGGUGGAGUUUUUUAAACAUUAAAUAUUUUACAUCCUUUUCCGGACAACUGAGGGCGCUGUAUCAAAAUUCUGGCAACUUUUGGUGCUAAAAUGGAUGUAACAUUAAAGGUUUCUGCCUGAAAUGACAACACACUUUUGCCAUGAAUAUGGACAUUGGCAUUAACAUAAAAAACAGUUGGGCACCAAAUUACCCUUCAAAAUGGCACACAAAAAAAAUGAAAAUAAGGUUAAAUGGCACAAUUGGUACAUUUUCAAGGAUUACACAAGCUGUCAACCCCAGAUGCUAGAUCUGCUCUUGCUAGGUUGUAGUUAAUGUAUCUUGACACUAUCUAACCGUGGAUCAACAUGAUCAAAUGUGUUGUAUAUUAACUGCAAUUGUUUACAAAAUGCAGGUUUUGUCUGUGGCUUUGCCUUCAAAUUUUUGUUUUGUCCUUCAAUAACUUGGGGGCUUUGGGCUUAAUGAAGGUCCAUGCCUUACUUUGUGAACAUCAGUACCAUAAUAUUAGGCCAAACCUAGGGGUUUGUUUAUUUGGUUUUGACGUUAAAGGCGUCAAAAUGAAUCUGAAGCCUGAACAUGAAGCCAAAACGGAAUACAAAGCGAUGUAGUGUAUACGCGCAGUCUGAUCCGCCGCUCUCUGUUGACCUAACAUAAUCCAUUCCAUCAAAGCCAAUUAAUCUCAUGGCCGCUUUUGCCUCAUCAUUAAUUAAGCAUUUGCAUCUUUUUGCCAGGCCUUUUUAAUCAUCAUUUAUCAUUCGACCAUAAAAUAUUGAUCAAUUGUGACAUUAGAGUGAUUGCAAUAUUCACAAAAGGUUGACAUUAAGGCCAAGUAAAAAAAUGAACAAGUUUCUUGUCCCCGCUGCUAUUUUUUCCCACCCGCCUCUUUUUUUGUUCCUUUUUUUUUAAUUAUUCAAACGCUUUAUUUGGCACAUUGUCAAUAUCCUACAUAGUGUCUUUGUAUUUGUUUCCAUCAAAACGGUAGCUAUGUAGAAAGGGUUACUGCUCCUUUGGACACUAGUUUGUAUCAGCAAAAAAAGUCAAGAAAAUGGAGGAUCCCUCUGCCAUCUUGGAAAAUUCACCAUCCCGCAUGGGGGAGAAAAAAGGGGGAAAAGUGCCAGCCUCCUUCGUUCUUUGGAAAAAGCUCGGACGAGAAACCAAUGAUUUUUUUCUCAGCCUAAAGUGAUGUUGAAAUCUUGUGCCUACUUUGUUUAACAUGAUAUCCCGCUAGUAUUUGGUAAACCAAGCCACAAUUUUGUUCGAGAUUACUCAAACAGUUAGCUCACUUUCGGUACUAAUUUAUAGGCUAAAGCGAGAACCGUUCUACAUGUAUGAGAAUGUCAUUUCGCCUUCUUUUAUGCAGUAACCAAAAAAUGAGUUUCUUCGUACGUGUAUGCCUAUCGAUUAAAUUUCAAUUAAAUAUUUAACCAUCUUAAUAUUUUAGGCUCUGUUUGUGAUUGGAUGUUAUCUUAGUGUUGGUGUGAAUUGUAAUUUUAAUAAGGAAACAAACCUGUGCAAUUUAAGGAUUAAAUCAAUAAUUAUACUUCAGUGAAGUAGGCUUUUUUAUUUGAUUGUAAAUGAUAUAGACUUAGAAUAAAACCAUGAUGGAGGUGAUUCAAAUUGGAA